Molecule: messenger RNA, 1314 nt
Organism: Paraphaeosphaeria sporulosa
Lineage: Eukaryota; Fungi; Ascomycota; Dothideomycetes; Pleosporales; Didymosphaeriaceae
Product: adenine nucleotide alpha hydrolases-like protein
Exons: 2
Coding region: 1-1314 (437 amino acids)
Biological process (GO): tRNA wobble position uridine thiolation
Cellular component (GO): mitochondrion; cytosolic tRNA wobble base thiouridylase complex
Molecular function (GO): tRNA binding
Source: RefSeq, a predicted model, not a curated record
AUGGCGCCCUCUCUGUGCGCCCAGUGCAGGACCAGCCGCGCCCUCAUCCUGCGGCCCAAAGACCACAGCAAGCUCUGCCGCGCCUGCUUCCUGACCACCUUCGAGACCGAGAUCCACCACACCAUCACGUCUACCGGCCUCUUCGCUCGUGGCGAGCGCAUUGCCAUCGGCGCAUCCGGCGGCAAAGACUCGACCGUCCUCGCUUCCGUGCUGAAGACGCUCAACGAGCGCUACGACUACGGCCUCGACCUGAUCUUGCUGAGCAUCGACGAGGGCAUCAAGGGAUACCGAGACGACAGUCUGGAGACGGUGAAGCGCAAUGCCGAGCAGUAUGGCAUGCAGCUGUGCAUCCUGGGGUACGACGAGCUGUACGGGUGGACAAUGGACCAGGUUGUGGAGCAGGUGGGCAAACGAGGGAACUGCACCUACUGCGGCGUGUUCAGACGGCAGGCGCUCGACCGGGGAGCCGCACGCCUCGGCGUAAAGCACGUCGUGACGGGGCACAACGCAGACGAUGUUGCCGAGACGGUGCUGAUGAACUUGCUCCGCGGCGACCUCCCCCGCCUCUCCCGCACAACCUCCAUCGUGACCAGCACCCCCAGCCUGACUGCCGACCCCGCCGCAAAUACGCACAUCAAGCGCUCCAAGCCGCUCAAGUACGCCUACGAAAAGGAAAUCGUCCUCUACGCCCACCACAAGAACCUCGACUACUUCAGCACAGAGUGCAUCUACUCGCCCGAAGCCUUCCGCGGCAGCGCCCGCGCCCUGAUCAAGAACCUCGAGCGCGUCCGGCCCAGCGCCAUCUUGGACGUCGUUCGCAGCGGCGAGGACAUGGCGAAGCUAGUUCCCGGCAGCGACGAAGGGUGCGGCGGCGUCUGCGCCUCCUCCGUGCCCGCGGGCGACGAAGAAGAAGGUGGCUGCGGUAGUGCCCAGGGUCGGAGUUCAGGCGGCGAGAUGGCUACCAUGGAGCAAGCCCUCUCUUCCAACGACCGCGCCGCCGACGCCGGGCUCGAGAUCGAGAUCACGACGUCCAAGAUCGCGAAGAGCGCCGCGCCUGUGCCUCUUACUGUGGGCAAGAGCAGGAAAGUCCCCAAGACGCCAAACAAUACGCGCAAUCAGCCAAAGAAGCAGGUCAUGGGCCAGUGCAAGAAGUGCGGCUAUCUCUCUAGCCAGGACAUCUGCAAGGCAUGCGUGCUGCUCGAGGGCUUGAACAAGAACCGCCCCAAGAACCAUAUCGAGGUUGGCUACGAGCCGGAGAAGGAGGUCAACGGCGUGACGGAGGCGGUCAAGCAGCUCGAUGUUGGCGCCGGAUGA